Molecule: messenger RNA, 3139 nt
Organism: Amoebophrya sp. A25
Lineage: Eukaryota; Dinophyceae; Syndiniales; Amoebophryaceae
Source: the annotation of a GenBank genome assembly
GAUGAAUUACGGACAGCUCUAAUAACGCCAUCUUUCUACAAGUCAACAAUUGACGUCAACGCAACUUCAUCUAGCGCCAGGUCUUUUUACAAACAACUAGAACUACCAUCAACCAUGAGCCGCGGUGCGUUCCUCCUUCCAACUCAAACGCCUAAGUUCGACGCCCCAGACCCUCUCCGCACCCAAUGCGUUGGAGACGGGGCUUCGAAUGGGAGGCAUUUGCGUGUCGGUCGCCGUCAACGAUUUCGUAUACAGCUCCAUCGCACAGGCGACGGGCGUCCUUGUGCACAGUGCAGUCCUGACACGAGUUUAAGACUUCGUUUCGUUCGGAUAGGAGCUUCAGCGGCUAAUUCUGGGAGUGUGCCAGUGACAGUGCGGCCACUAGACGAGUCGAGAGCAUGCUUUUUGGUUGUUAAGGCUUCUGGUUGCAAAACAAGCUAAACAGGAAGUAUAGGUGUAUUUACUCUCGAGUCCUCAACCUCAAAGAAUUAGCUUCAGUUUCAGGUAGAUUUUCCUUGUGACCAAAGUUACCUCACAAGCUCUAAUCUCGAAUACAGCGCGCCUCUACCGGGACUGUACCGUCUAGAGUGCACGCUAACUGGCGAGCAGAAAUUUUUUUUGCGAAAGUCGUCAUCCUCAACGGGAAAAACUCAAGAUCAUGAGGACUUACAGCUACAAGUUCACUCCGGAGAAGCCACUGCACAAAAUAGUAGAGUAGAGAAACAACAGACAUCUUGUUCUUUGUCAUCUUCAUCUUCUACCUCAGUCCAGUACGAAAAUAAGCAGAAAUCAUCUCAACAAGACCUUUUGCACUACUUCAAACUAUCCCAAGUAAACCGUAUCAUAGUGCAAGGAGUCGAUUCAUUUGGGAAUCUCUGUACAACAGGUGGAGACCCUUUCGCAGCACGGGCUAGUGCGGGAAUCGACAUCGGCACUGUUGUGGACUUAGAGAAUGGAAAAUAUGUUGUCGAAUACGUUCCGGAUGCGGAUCGAUUUCAACCGCCAAGACUCUUUGAGGGGCAGAGAGGGUUGGCGAAUAAGGCUGGUCAAGGAGUUAAGAGACUAUAAAAAGUAAUUAUAGUAUUAAAUACAACUACAAGACUAUAUAAGAGUAUGAGGCUAUUAUAUAACUUGUAUUAAAUACAAGGUCCUACUUACAAAACUAAAACGUAUGACUAUGAGAGGCUUCCACCUAUUUGUUCAUCUUGUUUCGUUUAUUGUGAAUUUGGUGUUGUUGUAUCUACUUGUUCAAAGUAAGCCCCUCUAGAGUCAGUCCACAAGGACGUAGUGAAGAAACCAACAACGAAUCAAAGCCUUCUUCCGGUUGCUUUAAUCUAGCGCUUCUGUCGUCCGCAGCUAUCGAAGUUCUUCUGCAUGGAGAGCCGGUAACUGUUGUUCCGUUGAAACUGCAACCACCUGGGUUGUCAUCGAAAGACGCGUUUGAUGAAGAUCUUCGAGAAGUAACAGGUACAACUACAUCUAGAUCAAAGUCUCCUCGAGAACGCGGUGCUGCAGAUGACCACAACAACCCAACCUCCACUGCUACUGCACCGCCAGAUGCUUUACUAGUAUCAGUUGAUCGAUUGAUCGAAGAUGCAGAGCGUACCUUUCCUGAUCCGUUUCCGGAAGUGCUGGCUCAAGGCGGCGCUCAUUUUGCCGCUAUCGAGUUGGACAAAGAAAGAAAACGGUUAGAAAAUUUCCGAGCGACCCUGAAAGCGCAUCAAUCGAAGUUGUUCGAUCUUGCACGCAGUGUACAGUCUGAGUGCCGACGGGCUGCGCAGGAGAGAGCGCAUGUGCAAGUUCGGCAACGAGCUUUAGCUAAGCAACAAGCACAGUUAGAGGCCUUUCAGCAAACGCUGACUGAGAAAGCAAAUAGUUUAGCACAUCGGGAAUCAGAGAUGGCAUUGCAACUCGACUUGAUGGGAAUGGCAGCGGAAAUAGAGAUUAUGGUGAACAACACCUAAGUCGAUCUAGAUCUGACUACUGAACCGGCAAACAUUGACAUUAAUAGAACCGGUUGUUGUUAUACAUAGUACUCGUGAGGAUUCACAUUUGUCCUUGAUGUUGUUCUUGUACUACUAACUUGUAGUCAUGACCUCUCCUGCUGCAAAUCCAAAUUCCCCUUUGUUCAUACUCAAUCCAACCGACAACCAAGAACGAUCGCGGUCUCCCACUGGGCGGGAGCAACUCGCCAGUGUCGCCAAUGCUACUUCUUCCCUACGACACAGAGAGCACGCGUUGAAACAAAAAGAGGACUUCGUAGCAGUAAAAAUUCAGCGGUUGGAGCAGUUGGAGAGGGAGAUGUACUACUCUUUCUUAGUUUUUUCAUCUUCCUUUGGAGCUCUCCCUGAUCCAAUAAAAAAUUAUAAGUACUUAGAUUCUAAAAUCUCAAGACACACACAAACAGCGAUCAUUCAUGAUCAACAAAUUACAGACAUCAAUACGGCCAACAGUGGAAGAACUGAAAAUUGAACACUGAAAAUCUUAAAACAUGAUAAUAGAUGCUUUUCAACGUCCCACGUAUGAAAGCAGCUAGUUAUAUAUGUAUCUAUAAGAAAAAGUAAGCAUCCUUUCGUUUCUGGUGAAGAUACAACUGACCAUCUCCCACAUCUCCCAGGCGCGACGCCUUCGAGGAGCAUGAACGUUCAAGAAACGUCACUCAAUGGCACGAGGCCCUCUUGCGGCAUGAAGGUUCUCAACCUCAAAACGACACUUCUCCUAAAGACGACCAAGAUGUCGUACGCAUAGCCGCCACAGUUGGAGGCCGUAUAGAAGCCAUGCGGAAACGGAGGGAAGAACGCUACGCCAGAGAGAUGGAGGAACACAGGAGAGCAGUCUCUGCGCCAAGAGAAGACGAUGUAGACGCAACAUGGGAUGUGGUUCCAGGAAGGGUGAACGUUGUCCUCAGAGGUGGCAAUAAAAAUGGCAAAGCUCCUCCAGGUGCCUCGAAAGUAGACACCAGCUUCUUGAACGAAAUCCUCAGGGCUUCGCCACCAAAAACAGCACAAUCAUCUUCACAAAUGAAUGCUAAAGACGUAUUAGCUGCACCCGCACGGGCGACAGAAAUUCGUCGAAGUCAGAUAGAGUAUUUUGAACCUUCUCAAAUGAGGAAAAAGACGAGUUCAUGAUUGUUACGCGC